AUGCAGUUCUCCAAGUUCGCCAUUCUUCUCGCCUCGGCCUCGACCGCCAUUGCCGCCCCUCUGGAUCUCGAGGCCGGCACCGGCAAUGCUCUGGUCGGUAGCAAUGCGCUCGUUGCCAGGCAGACCGGUGCGAUCACCUUCAACCUUGGUAUCAUUCCGGGUCUCACCGGGCUUCUGGGCUCGCUCCUCAACACCCUCAACCUCGGCACCACCGUGAGCAACCUCGUGGCUAUCCUCGGCCAGGUGCCCAAUGGCAUCAGCGCUGCUCAGGCCCAGCUCCUGGCCCAGGCCCAGUCGGUACUUACGGGCUUGGGACGUCAGCUCACUGCCGCCGAGUCUGCCCUGCUGGCCCAGAUCAACACUGCUCUCGCCCUCAUCGGCACUGUUCCCGGCACGCUCCAGGGUACCGCGGGUGCCACCCUUGGCCAGUUGACGAGCAUCGUUGGGACGCUCCCCGCCACUCUCCAGACUGCGAUCACGAACGCUAUCGCUCAGGUCGGUGGCGUCCCGCGCAUCAACGCGGACGGCAGCUACUCCAUUGUCGUCACCCUGGCCUUCGCCACCCCUCAGCCCAUCACCCCCGACCCCUCCGGAGCCAGAAACGUCGGCAACGGCGCCGGCAAGCAGUUCAUCACCGGCGCCUGCAGGAGCACCGCCGACUGCGCCCAGCCCGCCUGCUGCGCUGGAAUCGCCGGCGACUCGUCAAUCGGCAUCUGCUCCGGCCUCGCUGUUGGCAACGUAGCCGGCAAGACGGGCUGCGGCUUUGGCGACAACGGCUCCGCCACUGCUCCGGCUGCUGCUGCUGCUGCUGCUGCUGCUUCUCCUCCUCCUUCAGUCGCCGCUCCGAUCGCAGCCCCUGCAGCCGGCAACAGGACCACCGGGGGAGGUGCCGCUGCGGCGCCCGGCACGUGCAGAGUCGAUUCUGCCAAGUCGGGCAGCCAAAACGUCGGCAAGGGCAACAAGUCCCAGUUCAUCACGGGCCAGUGCCUCAGCAAGGCCGACUGCGCGUCCAACUGCUGCGUCGGCCAGGCGAGCGGCGCUGGCGAGUGCAGGGCUGAGUUGGUCGCCACCCAGGCCGGGCUCAGCUGCGACUUUGCCUGCACUGCCUGA
This is a messenger RNA of Pyricularia pennisetigena, 1110 nucleotides long. RefSeq lists its product as uncharacterized. The transcript has 2 exons. NCBI's taxonomy places the organism in Eukaryota, Fungi, Ascomycota, Sordariomycetes, Magnaporthales, Pyriculariaceae. The record is from RefSeq and is a predicted model, not a curated record. The coding region runs from base 1 to 1110 and encodes 369 amino acids.